This is a messenger RNA of Exaiptasia diaphana, 12360 nucleotides long. Its product is annotated as dynein beta chain, flagellar outer arm. Gene Ontology annotation, biological process: microtubule-based movement. NCBI's taxonomy places the organism in Eukaryota, Metazoa, Cnidaria, Anthozoa, Actiniaria, Aiptasiidae. The annotation marks the transcript as partial. The transcript has 68 exons. Gene Ontology annotation, cellular component: dynein complex. The record is from RefSeq and is a predicted model, not a curated record. Gene Ontology annotation, molecular function: dynein light intermediate chain binding; dynein intermediate chain binding; ATP binding.
UAUGGCGCCGGUUCCUGUUGCUACAUCCAAAAGUUAUCCGUGUAAUUGGACUUAUAAAAUCGAAUUGUUCAAUAUAUAACCAUGACCUAGGUAAGAUUCGUCACAGUCAAAAGUAAUCAAAUUAUGGAGCUUGACGAAAGACUUCGAUGGAUAGAAACAAGGGUAACUUCGUCUCUCAAACCAAGAGCGGAGGAACUCAAGCAUUUGUUUACGAACGAUGCGUGCAGGACAGCCAUGUUUGAAUUCUGUAACAAUGAAGAAGUCAAACAUUUAUACAUAUUUUCAUCAUCCACUCAUGGAAAUGGCCUCACUGCCUCCCUCACGCCUCCCCACACAGUACGAGAGAAAGCCAUGUUUUUUGUCAAGUCUCAUGGCAUUGGGAAAGUGACUAGAGAUAAUGUUAUGGAUGAUGUUGCUUUUUGUGAUUGUUCAAACAAACCACUUGACUAUCUCAGUACACUGACAAGAGAUGUCUACCUGCCGUUGCUUAGCAUUGAGAUGGGCGGCAGUGUCAGUGCUGAUAAAUUGAUGGAUUUGUUACAUCGGCUAGUAGCAAAUAUGGAGGUUACUGAUGGGACAAUUAAUGAUGAUGUCGUCCUUCCUCUUCCAUCAAUUGAAGUGCUUUCAGAAGCUGCAGCAUACAGCAAUAGAAGACCAGCAGUUAUCCAUGUAUUGGAGACUGCAGUCAUUAACUGGAUUAAACAGAUUAAGGGAAUAUUGAAACUGGAUCCAGAGUUAGAAAUAGCMAAGAGAUUUGGCUCUAAGCCUCUUCCACUAGAUGAAAUUGAGAUGUGGUCAGAGCACUUGGAAAAGAUCAAUAACAUCAGUGAUCAAUUAGGCUCACAUAUAGCAUUAAACAUCAUUAUGAACCUUGAAGAUGCACAUAGUACCUACUCACAGUCCUUUCACUUGGUCAAGAGAGAGAUUAUCAAGGCUGAGACUGAGAGUAAUGACAACCUUCAGUUCCUGAGUACUUUACUUCCAUGGUUUGAAAAACUUCAUUUUGCUACAACAUCAAAAGAAAUGACUGACCUGUUUUCACCUUUGAUUCAUACCCUCUACCUUGUCUGGACACAUUCCAGAUAUUAUCAUGAAAUCAAGAAUUUCACAAGACUUCUUACCAUGCUGUCCAAUGAAGUUGUUGCUAGAGCACGGUACUUAGUUGGMGAAAAUGUUCUAGAGAAUUUGACAGAGUCUUACACCAGUUUGAAGGAUGCUCUUCGCAUCUGUGCAGCAUUCCGUGGUUGUUACUUGGACAAGAAAGACAAAGCAGAUGAUUUAAAUCAAGCUAAACUGUCUCAGCAAAUUGGGACAAAUGUUGAUAGUAGUGGAGUAGUAUGGCACAGUAAACUCUACAACGACAGCCUCACACCCAAGGCUGGUAAACUSUUCAGUAAAUCAGAYCACCUCUCUGACAGCAUAAAUGACCUCAGUAACGACAUAUGGACAGACUCUCCCUGGCCUCCAAGGAACCAUGCAUGUUUCAUAAGACUGAACAACUUCAUGGAACGCUGUAAUGAUGUUCUGGAAUUAGUUCAAACAACUAGACAUUUUGAGCUUUUGACRUGUGCUGCUGAGGUUGGAGGAGCUGGUGGUGAUGGCCUUGAUUGCCUCGUUAAGGAAAUUAAUGAGAAAUUUAAACAUGCUGUGCAUUCAUUUAAACAGAUGACACAGGAUGUUCUGGAUACUAAUGAAUCACGACAUUUUGARCGAGAUUUUUUCUCCUUUCGAUCAGUAACAAGGGAGUUAGAGUUCAAUUUAGCUGAUGUGCUACGACAAAGUUUCAAGCAGUGCUGGGAUACAAGAGCUAAGCUACGUCUUUUAGAAGUGUUUGAAGGAAUCAGUGGACGAGAUCUUGUMCAGUCUAAUCUGCGUGACAUCUUCACCAACAUGGUAAAUGGAUUCCGUGAUGAACUGAUCAAAGUGAAAACAUUUUUUGAACAGCAUGUUGAUAACCCUCCAUCACAUGCUCACUUUCCACCUGUGGCUAGUAAGGUCUUGUGGCUGAGAGGGCUCAAGCUCCAUAUCCAGGAACCGAUGUCUCGUUUAACCCGAGUAUCUCCCAUGUCCCUCAAAGGAGAUGAUGGCUGGAGGCUUAGAGAUACUUUCACAGACUUACUCCGUGAUAUUGAGAAAUGUGAGGCAGAAACAAUUCGAACAUGGCAAAAUGACAUGCAGACAGAGCUUAGGAUUAAACUCAAACAGCCGCUCCUAAUUACAGAUAUCAACUCUUCAAGCAAGACUCCCAUGUUGCAAGUCAACUUUGAUCCUGAGCUGCURUURCUACUUCGUGAAAUCCAYUAUCUUGCUUCGCCACCUUUCAAUGUUCGCCUCCCAGACCAAGUCAGGAUAUUGCUCCGAUCRACAGACAAUGGACUAUUGCGCUCUACWGCUGCUCGCCUUGAUACUAUCGUCACUCAUUAUAAUGCUAUUAUUGCCAGCAUGGAAGAUUAUGAAAAACCUCUAUUUGAACAGAAAAUGCUGAAGAUUGAUGAGCUUCUAAACCAAGGUCGCCAUGAAUAUUCCUGGAAAACAGUAGAAUCUGCUGACUUUGUAGAGCAUGCAUCUUUYUUGGUGUGUGAUGAUGUKCAUUAUAAUCUUGGCAUUGUGCAAAGCAACUUUAAAGAGAUAUGCAAUAUUGCAAGUUCAUGGUCUUCAGGCAAUCAACUGGACGUCUUCAUGUCAAGAWUGGCAAGUACUUCAUAUUCAAUGGACGGGCUGAACACACAUCACAGGAAUGUCUAUGAGGCGAAUAAGAACAACAUCAUCAUUGGCGGUAACAGAAUCCAUGCGUUGCUUCAGUCCACAUUUGAGGCAGUACAAAUUAGUCGAGCAUCCCCAUCAUGGCAGAGCUAUAUUGAAUAUGUUAGCAAUGUAGUGUUGGAAGGUCUACAAGAGUCAACUUUAUCAUCAUUGCAGUCAAUGCUCAACCAAAUAGUUCACUCAAACCUUACCAAGGAUCCAUCAGCCGUUCCWAUAGUUACUAUCAGACUAGAGUUGAUUGGCCUGGAAGUCAUGUUYAGUCCUACCUUAGACAACCAGUCAGCAUCACUUAGCGUACAAGAAAGCGUUUAUGGAUGGCUACAGGACUUUCUUAAUAGGGGUGAYCUGGUCCCUCCUGUUGAUAGUAAACGCAAGACGUACAAAGCAACCAUUGCUGAAGACAUUGAAGUACAGCGUCUUGUGAGCCAGAUCACUGAAGUAGUGGAGCAAAAUGCCGAAGAAUGCAAGGGCUUCCUCGCUACAUUCCGCGAAUAUGCUUUUCUUUGGAUGCAAGAYGUGCAAAGRACGUUUGAAGCUUUUCURGAAGGAAACAUCGUGGCACAUCCUCGUAAAAUGAAUCGAUCAGAGAACAUUCGAUCAAGAGCUUCACAGCAUUCMGAGAGAUCAAAGAAAGACAAAGAUAAAGAUGUUAGAAGUUCUAGUCGUACAUCAGGAGCAGCCUCUACUCUKAGUACAAGUGGUGCAAUGGGUCUCUCAGAGAAGACUUUCCUCAACACCAAGAAACUUAAGCUGUCAUCCUUGAAAGAAGUCAAGGAAGACAACGUGCCUUCUCUUGAUGACUUUGAYAAAGAAAUAGAAAUUUACGAGACGGCAAGAGAUGAAAUCAGUGCUUUACAAGACUGGUGUGACGUAGGUUGGAUGCGAGUCAAUAUGAGACCUAUUAAACAAGUGUUGGGUACUUAUGCCAGCAAGUGGAUGUUUAUAUACACUAAAUACCUCUCUGACCAGGUCUCCACGACUUUAAAUGACCUCGAUUCAUUCUUAAAACGCAUUGAGCCUGGUAUUGAAGCUAUUACUGGUCAGGAACAAGACAUUGCUUCAUUUAUGCGUCUUAUGAGAGUCUUUAAUGAGGUCAGUACUCAACAAGCUGAGAUGGACAGUAAGUUUGUUGCGAUGAAAAGAACUAUCGCACUUCUGGAAAGAUAUGGUCAAAAACUACCAGAAAUGACACAGAAAUUCUACACUGCUGCACCGCAAAGAUGGAAUAGUCUAAARAUGAAGGUUAGCAAAGCUAAACAACGCCUUGGACCAAGAAUACAAGCUGAAGAGAAAAGUGUUACCAAUGAGCUAAAAGCAUUUGGUGAUYGCUGUGCAGCUCUAUCGCGUCAGUUUGUGGCCUCGGAAGCAUUUCGUCGUAAAUGUGCAAUUUAUGGAGCGUUUACUCUGAUUGAUGCGUUCAGUAAGAAACUWCAAGUAUUGGAAGGGGAAGCACAGGAUUUGAUAGAACUUCAAGAACUCUUUGAAAAAGUUGUAGUUAACUUUUCCGUUCUUCCUCGUUUUCGAUCAGACUUGGAAUGUCUUCGUCAAGUAUGGAAUACAAAUCGUGCUAUACAGGACCAACAUACAGAAUGGAAACGAGGUCGAUGGCAGCGCAUUAAUACGAGGCUAAUGCGUAAAGCUACCGAUGCACAACUCGAGGUGAUACAUAGCUUACCGGGUGAAUCUCAGGAAUGGGAUGUGUAUCAGGGUAUGGAAGAAUCGAUUUGGGACAUWCAGGCGUGUCUACCAAUAAUAGAUGAUCUAAGUAAGUCUGCUAUGAGACCUCGUCACUGGAAGCAGCUACUGCGAUUGGCUGGAGGCUCUGUACAAAUCAGCAAUGAAGGUCUUACCCGCAUGACACUAGGACAGCUGCUAGACCUGGGAUUACAUAAUCACGCCGAUGAAGUACGAGGUAUCAUCCAGCGAGCUACCAAGGAUGUAGCCAUUGAAAGUUCGUUGAAGACUUAUGAAGAAGUAUGGUUAAGUAAAAUCUUUGAGAUCAGGGCUCACACUGGGUACAAGAGACCCAGCUCGUCCGCCGCAGCUAUUGCACAAGAUAAUACUGGCAGUGAAUUCGGUAAAGACUCUGAGUAUGACAUCCAUGGUGUACGUGGAAUGUCCAGUAGAAUAUCGGUUACUAGUCAUGGUAGCGGUGGGUUUAGUGUCAAGGAAAGUAGGACCAGGAAGACUUCACUUGCUUCUGCUACAUUUUCACACUCUCUCAUCAGUCUUGCACAGGAUAGUGGACCUGUUUCUCUGCUUGACAAUUGCGAUCCGAUAUUUGAAGAGCUUGAAGACCAUCAGGUUUCACUGCAACACAUGCUGAGUGGAAGUUCUGCAGGAUCGUUUGCUGAUGAUAUUAUGAAAUGGCAAAAGAGACUUCAGACAAUUGAAGCUGUGUUAACGGUUUGGCUUGAAGUACAGGAGAAAUGGGUGGAACUGGAAGACGUCUUUACAAGUCUAGAAUUCCGCAUCGCCAUGCCACAUGAGACAAACCUGUUCUCUGCCGUCAAUCGAGACUUUAGGAUUCUCAUGAAAGCAACAGAGAAGAAUCCUAAUGUACUACAAGCUUGCUCAAGGACAAAUAUACAGACAAAGCUUGAGAAACUAAAUAUGAAUUUACAACAAUGUUGGAAGUCACUACUGACACACCUUGAACGAAGGCGACAGAAGUUUCCUCGCUUCUACUUUCUGUCUCUGGAAGAUGUUUUACACGUUGUUUGUAAUGGUUACGAUCCAGGUCUUGUUAAUCCAUAUCUCAGCAAAGUCCUUGAGAAUCUUGGAAGUCUUGAUUACGAUGAUGUUGACGCCGAUGGCACAAGAUUCUUUCAAAUCACUGGUGCUGUCAGUAACCAUGGAGAGCGACUGGCAUUCAAAACGCCGGUAAUGUGCGAAGGACCUAUUGAUGGAUGGCUUAGUAAUGUACUCACAACCUUACGACAAACCUUGGUGGAACAACUUACCGCUUUGGUAACAUCCAAAACAUCAAAUCCUGAUUCAUCUGAUCAGACAGAAGACACUGUUCUAUCGUCCACUUAUUGCUCUCAAGCAGUACUUCUUGGUUUACAAAUAGAAUUGUGUAAAGAUAUCCACGAAGCCAUUGGUAAAAAAAGUACAGAUGGUAACGAAUCUGUGACAACAGUUUUAAGCAAGGUAGCUACAAUGAUAUCUACACUGGCAAAAACACUGCGCGAAAACAAGGUAGACAAGAAUAGCAUGGAGAAUGKCACAGAAUUGCCUGUGGAGGAGAGRCCUAGGGAUAUGGKUCCRGAAGGAGCAAGUCGCGGUACAAGUGCAUCUCUUGAUCGUAUUGGUAGUGCAGCUUUAGGUAGUGAAGCGGGACGAUCAGACAUAUCUGUGACGUCAAUCAAAGGAAAUCAAAACGAAAAACCAACAGAAACACAACCAGAAGUAAAGMAAACUACAACUUCUAUGCUCUCUUCAACUGAUAUUUCACGAAUAUGUAAUAUUKUAACAUAUCUAACCCACACACGAGACCUGAUUCAAGAACUAGACGAUAAACCUGAUGUAACUGCAGUGGAAAACUGGUUUAACUGGUUUAUCAAUGCACGUCAUUGCUGGGAUGAUSAGAAACAGACGUGUAGAGUAGACAUGGUGAAUAUGAGUUUUGAUUAUGGAUUUGAAUACCAAGGAACGACAUCAAGGCUUGUACUUAGUCCUACUACUGAUAGAUGUCUCAUGGGACUUGCUUAUGCACUGAAGUCCAAACUGAUCGGCUUGUGCACUGGACCUCCUGGCUGUGGCAAGACAAGCACAAUAAGAGAGCUGUCUUUUAUUCUGGGUUAUCCACUGUACGCCUUCAAUGCCUCCAAACACCUAUCUAGAACAAUGCUGAUAGACAUAUGUCGAGGACUGGCCAGCUCUGGAUCAUGGGUUUGUUUCAGUAAUAUGUCAGCCAUUACACCAGUGAUUAUGUCCAUACUGGCACAGCUACUUAUGUCUAUUCAUGAUGGUCUAAGAGCAAACAARACAACUGUCUUCAUACAAGACGAAGAGAUUCCUUUAAUGUCCCAAGGGGCAUGUUUUGGUACUCUGACAAACACCAUUAACGAGUCGUUCCCUACUUACAAUCCUAGUGUGGGGUUCUUCCCAUCCUUCAAGGGUUCUACAACACAUAUUUCCAGGGACCAACAGGGACUAUUUAGAUCGGUGGCCCUAAUGGAACCAAAUUGGAACRUAAUGCUAGAGAUGUGGCUUCUGAGUCACGGCUUYARGCAAGUAAGYACAUUGGCCUCCAAGAUAGCGUCCCUUAGGGACAUUUGCUUGAAGGUGUUGCCAAACACCUCUAAAGUUCUUUCUGGGGACCUAUUCCGYUGUGUACAUAAGUGUUCAAGUUGGGGACCAGUGAGCAUAGAGAGGCUCAUCGAAAAUGCGGGAUCUCAUUUGRUGUCUAGUCGAGAAGAGUUGGAAGCAAACAAGUCAGUUAGUAAGCUUCCUGAAAGAACCUCGCCCGAUGGWAGAGAACCCUCACCGACAGAUGCAGUAGCGGCAGCUAAUGAKCCUUCUGUAGAAGACACAGGGAACACAUCUACUUCCACUGAAGACAUAGAGUCAUUAAAAGCAGAAGAACAGGCCGUUGUACUUGCCUUACGAGAUACGUUCAUGCCUCAACUGUCCUGCAGUGACCAGGUUAUGUUUGCUACACUUGUGUCAGACYUGUUCCCAAAUGGUCAAAUCCCUAUGAUCUUUGAUAGCUAUGGAGUCGUGGAUGGUACAAUGGCUAUGAAUCAAUCCAUAUCAAACUUGGAUGAGAUUCCUGUUUCUCCUCGAAGUAGGCCAGCUUCUGGGGAUGAAGCUGAUCAAGCAGAAGUUUUAGAAGACAUUCAUUCUGCAAUACAAGUUGCAACAAGUAAACUUGGACUACAACCAGGAGUAUCAUUCCAGUCACGUGUAGUACAGCUAUCAGAACUCAUCAAUGCACAUCGUGUGGUUUGUAUCACUGGUCCCAGUGGAUGUGGUAAAACAGAAUCAAUCAAGACGUUAGCAGCAGCGCAUAGAGAGAUGGGAUACCAAGUCAAGAGCGAUAUCAUAUGUACUGGUACUAUGGAAAGCGAAGAAUUGUUGGGAUACACGGACCCCACGACCAAAGAAUGGAAAGACGGGCUUCUUCCUGUAGCGUUACGCAAACAUUUACGUAUUCUACAAGACAUCAAUGCAAAAUCAUCGAGGAAACCAUUGAUAAAAUGGCUACACCUGGACGGCACGAUUGAUCCUGUUCAAAUGGAAAUCUUUGGUUCGUUUAUCAAAAACAGUGGAGUGGUGGUUCUUGGAAACAACGAACAUCUAAAGCUACCUAAGGCACUGCGAAUUAUUUGGGAGCUUGAGUCACUUGAUAACCUAAGUCCAGCGGUACUGUCCUCGUUAGGCAUGCUUGCUCUAAGCACCGCUGAUGUUAACUGGCCAUUAUUGGUAGAGAGAUGGUUGUCAAGGAGACCAGAGCGUGAAGUUGACGUAUUACGUGAGUUAUGUAAUCGUUACAUUGCCCCAACACUGGAGUAUCUCGCUUCGACUACAACAGUACCACCGGUUAAAGGGGCUCAACUGGGACAAGAUAAACCGAGUCAGCUUCGCCAUGUAGUGUCUGUCAAUGAGAUGGGAAUGGUUAAUACUUUAUUGACACUUGUCGAGGCUAUCAUUGCCAACUAUCAAGACCUCAUGCCCAGUGAGUUUGAGAACUAUUUCUGUUAUGCUGCAAUGUGGGCGUUUGGUGGYACAYUACAAACUCAUCACAGACAGUAYUUCAGUGAUUGGUGGAGAAAACAGUGGRUUGAUKUCGUGAACCUACCAGGAGACGAUGAGGUGUGGAAUUUCUACGUAAAUCCCGAGACCCACGAGUUUUUGAAUUGGCGAGAAGCAGUCCCUCCUUACGCCCAGACUGCUGCUGAGGGCAUCCCCAAUGAAGCGUACGUCCAUACUGUGAACAAUGAGCGUAUCUCUCACCUGGUUGGUCUAUUAGCCGAUGCUGGUAAACCGGUUUUACUGGUUGGUGAAGAAGGUAGUGGUAAGACGUCUAUAUUACGUCAUAGGCUAAAGCAACAUGGCGGUGACAUGGGUGAGGUGUUGAGUCUUACAGUUUAUUGUAACAAGUUUACAACAGGCCGAAGUCUUUGGCGUGAAGUAUCGAACUGUUUAGAAUGGAAACAUGCGCACACCUACGUACCCAAGGGAAAUAAGUCUUUGACCUGUCUAGUGGAUGAUUUGAAUCUUAGUAAGGCGAAUAAGACAAACGUUCAGUCAGCCUGUGAGCUUGUUCGUCAGCAUAUCGACCAUGGAGGUGUGUUUGAUCCUGAGACUCAACAGUGGAAGGCGGUUCAGCACGUSACCUACUUGUCUUCCUAUAACCCUGAUACACCACCUACUACAUCCAAACUCAGCACCAGAUUGCUACGACAUUUCUCUGUCUUCAGUGUAUCGUUCCCAAGCAUUGAUGAGCUUCACUACAUCUACACUCAACAAUUAGAAAAACACUUYCUUCUCAACAUCACUCAAUCCCGGUCCAACGCGAACGAUACGGCAUCACAACAGUCUGAUGAAAGUGACGUGAAGCAUACUGGAAUCGGUUUCCAUGAUCGUUCAAUGAAAGAACUACUAAGCAACYUGACAUAUGUGACUUUAGACAUGCAGGAUAAUCUACGUACCAYGUACUUGCAUACAUCACAAAGAUGUCACUAUAUGUUUACCAUGACAGAUAUGACGAUGGUCUUCAGGAAUCUAUGCCUAACUUUACGUCCUGGAUGUUCUCAUCAUGAUCUGCUUUUACUGUGGAAACACGAAUGUGAUUGGGUGUAUAGUCGUCGGUUGAUUGACGCUGUCGAUAAAGAACGCUAUCAACAGGCCUUUAUGGUGGCAGCAAAGAAGAGGUUCACCAAUGAAGACCAGCUGUCGGUAGUAAACAGCCCCACUCCAUUCUUCACCAAUCUGGUUGAUCUCGAGGAUAAUUCAGGGGAAGUGAUGGGUGGAGGCUCGACUGACGCAAAUGAAGACGACGUUCAUCUGGCUUACAGACAUGUGACUGAUAUGAGCAAGGUCCGUGCGGUUCUUGAACAUGGUAUCGAUGAGUACAAUAAAGACUUCCCACGACUCAAGAUAACACUACACGAUGAUGUCAUGGAGACAAUAUGUCGUCUAGUGCGCAUAAUCCAGAGUCCUCACGAAUGUGGCCACGCCUUGAUAGUGUCCGAGGGUUCCCCGGGACUAGCUACUAAGCUUGCUAAACUCGCAGCACAUCUUUGUGAUUAUUCAGUAACGCGUAUUAACCCUUCGUCGAUAUCGCUUAAUGGAAAAUAUACACUGGACAACUUUAAGACUGACCUGGUACAGGCUUUUACAAGAGCUGGAGUUAAGGGAGAACAUCUGCUAUUGCUGCUUCCCGAAUCAGACAUUUUUAAUGAAGAUUUCUUGGUUCUUGUGAGUGAGUUUUUGGUAUCGUGUUCCAUUUCUCAUCUAUUCACCGACGAGGAACAGACAUCGGUAAUCAAUGCUGUACGCUCUGAAGUCACUCAGGCUGGUCUUACCUAUACUAAGGAUGUUGCUUGGGAUUUCUUCCUAAAGACUGUACGAGAAAAUCUACGCGUUGUAUUGACAUGCACGUCACUUGGAGAAGCAUUCCAGAAACGUUGCCGUACACUUCCUGCCCUGACCAACACAGUAUCUAUCGUACUGAUGCCUCAUUGGUCGAAAGAAGCACUUGUUAGUCACGCAAGCUAUCACUUAAAAAAUCUGASCAUCUUCAACUCGGUGGAGAAAGAAAACCUUGCUCAUUUAAUGGCUUCCAUGCACCUGGCAUUACGUCAUCAAGAGGGAUGUGACGUAGACGCUGGUCAAUACGGUCACCUGACCAACACUACUUUUGAAAUCUUUGUUGAAAAGUUCAUUAAUCUUGUGAGCCAUAGACAAACUACCCUCGUCCGUGAAUACGAACAAGUCGAAGCUGCGCUGAAGACAAUUGAACGAGGUGUAAAUCUAGCAGAGGAACUCAAAAAACAACUAGAACACGAGAAGAUGGUUUUGGAUCAGAAGAAAAAGGGUAACGAACAGCUUCUCAUGCAAAUAGGACAGGAUCGUGCUAUUGCAGAGGAACAAGUUCGGCUGGUCAAACGACAACAAGAACGAAUACAGAAACUCAAAAAGGCGUUACCUGAGUAUCAAAUGGCGCACGAGCGAGCUGUGUUCAAAGCUGCAGCAGUUGUAUCUGAUACCAAAAGAGUUCUUAAGUUCCUAGACCAACAGGGAUUAACAGAACUAAGAGCCAUGCAGAAACCUGACUCAGAGAUUGAAGACUUGCUGGCUGCCAUCAUUAUUAUUGUAAAAUCACCCAAUUCAGACAUAACAUGGAACAAAGGUGCCAAGCGUCUGAUGGCCAACCUUGACAGAUUUCGCGAGGAAUUGAGUAUGUUUGAUGACAAUGAAUUACCAUCGAGUACUCUGGAGGUUGUUGAACCUUACCUCAAGAAACCGCAUUUCAGCGGAGACUACCUGGAAAGGAAGACCAACAAUUCGGCUGUCGGUUCUCUAGUCCAGUGGGUCCGUGGUGUGGUCAGAUACCAUCGAAUGAUGCAAUCCAAAGUCAAACCGUUACACGCUAAAGUAGCUGAGACAUCUUCAACAGAAGCAACAGCCUUGGAAAAGAUGAAUACCAUGAAUGAUAAGCUGAACGGCUUAGAGGAUCGUCUAAAGUCGCUCGCUGUAGCCUAUGAAGAUGCUUCAAUUGAUAAAUGCAGACAAUAUGAACUUACACAGAAUCUGGACACUAAACUGAAACAAGCCGCUUAUUUUGAACAGGUUUUAAGUUCUGGUCGUCAAAAGUGGUCCAGUGUACAAGAAUCGAUCAAGAAACGUCGCGAUGCGAUAGCUGGAGGAGUCGCCAUUGCUGCUGCAUUUGCUACGUACCUUGGUCCAUACGGCUUUUCUUUCCGUCGUGAAAUGAUGACCGUCAACUGGCCUCGUUGUCUCGAAGAGCGUGGUGUACCGCUUGUUCUUGAUGCAAGUCCACCAUAUCCUGAUGCAAGGGUCUACAAAACCGAGGAUCUUACUAGAAGAGACAGUGAUCCAGCCGUUAAACAGCUAACACAACAACAACAUGACGGCAUAGAUAAUGGCGAAGAGAAUACGGAAGAUGUAGAAAACAGUAAAGAUGAGAAUUCUAACUACCAAGAACCACGAGGCAACGAUGACAGCGACGAAGUCGACAAACAGGACGUUGAACAGAAAGGAAGCGCUUCUCGUACUUCACAAGCAUCAAGGACAUCACAGGUCAGCAAAGCUUCUACCAACUCACAAUCCUCUAACACUUCCAAACGUAAAAUCUCAGACACAUCACAAGGGAAGGAAUACAUGGAUAAAACACUAGUCGAGUACGAUGCGUUUUCGUUGGCUUUAGCUAAGCUGUUAGUUGGUGAUGGUACAGUACGUAAACUUCUCACUAAAGGACUGGGAUUACGUAAAAUAGAAAAUGCUGUGCUUGCGAGAUCGUCUUGGCAGAGAGUACCAUUGCURAUCGAUCCAAAUAACAAGAGCUUGGAGAUGAUUCGUAUGUUAGAGAAGGGAAACAAAGUGUUGGAAAUUGACCUUGGAGAA